AUGGACAAGAAGGAGGUGAGUGGUAUGCUGGCCAACCUCUCCUAUGGUGCGAAGAUGGGUGACCACCACAAGCAGGCUUUCUUGGCUGAGUGGCGGGCCUUGCCGCACAGUUGCAAGGAGAAGCAGGGGCUGCUGAGUAAAUUCAAGUUGGACAAGUCCUGCAAGUGGAUGGUGGUCCACCAGGAAACCAUCGAAGAGACCAACAGCAGCAGCUUGGACACGAAGGAUGGCUACUUGAACAAGUUCCAGCUGGCAGACUUGGUGAAGCUGCCAGUGGAGUCCAAGGAGUUUGAGGAUUUCAGCACCACCCUGAAGUCCGACCACGACUGGGACAAGGAGAAUCCCAUUGAGCGUGGCUUCAAGAAGGCUGGCCUCACCCGGUACCACGUCGAGGGCUUCAAAGACCUCAAGGUGGAGAACACCAGGCAGACAACCUCCACAGCCGGGCUGGGUGACGCCUUGGCCUUGCAAGACAAGGGGCAGGUCCAGGUGAAGAUGGAGAACCCCUUGAAGCAGAGGCUGGAUCAGGCCCUCCAGGUUCUCUCCAGUGGAAAGCAGGCUAUAGAAAAAGUGCUUCCCGCCUUGGAGGACCUGGCUGCUUGCUUGCUUCAGAAGGGGAAAGACCCCAAGAAGGAAUGGCUCAAGGACAAGGGGGAGACCUUGCAGGCCAGCGUUCUGUCCAAGCUGCCAAGCUGA
Molecule: messenger RNA, 696 nt
Organism: Effrenium voratum
Lineage: Eukaryota; Dinophyceae; Suessiales; Symbiodiniaceae
Source: the annotation of a GenBank genome assembly